This is a messenger RNA of Folsomia candida, 2284 nucleotides long. RefSeq names its product aldehyde dehydrogenase family 3 member A2. Lineage: Eukaryota; Metazoa; Arthropoda; Collembola; Entomobryomorpha; Isotomidae. Gene Ontology annotation, biological process: aldehyde metabolic process. The transcript has 10 exons. Gene Ontology annotation, cellular component: cytoplasm. Bases 506 to 2098 code for a protein of 530 amino acids. The record is from RefSeq and is a predicted model, not a curated record. Gene Ontology annotation, molecular function: aldehyde dehydrogenase (NAD+) activity.
ACUUAUGCGACUCUUGCAAAACUCAGUUUACAAUGUGCAUUCAUGGCUUUGAGAUAAGUGAAUUUUGACUUGACGAUUUAUAUCGCCAGUUCAUCAGUUAGUAUUAAAAGUAGAAAAAGAAAUUUGAGGAAGAAUCCAGACUUGGACUUGCUGCGGAGGCUACGCUACCACUAUUCCAUGGUUUACAUUUCUGAAAUUUUCCAUUGUACUUGUCUGCGUACAGGAAAACGUGGUUUGGUGCUAAAAAUAUUACAGCGGCUAAAAAUAUUAUAGAAGGGAGGGGAUUGAAUCAGUGUCCAGGUUGUGAGAAACGGGAUCUCGGGAAACUUUCCAUUUAUCCCAAAACGGGGUCAGUCUCUUUCUCAUCGUCCUACCGUCUGCUCGCACACUUUAAAAGGCUACAGAUAUUUGCAUUGUUGCGAAACUAUUGGAUCUGAUCCUGCAUAUUAAAAUUUUGAAGUUAUACUAGAAAUAAUAAUUCUCAAAGUUUUCAAAUAAAGUCAAAAUGACAACGGUUGUAACUGAAGUUUACGCUAUUGAAGUGAAAAUCGGAGCAAGUCCUCGAGAAACAAAGUUAUCAAAAUACAAUGAAAAUUAUGCCGAGACAACGCAAGGGCUGCGAGAUGCUUUUAAAUCAGGAAGAACCUUGUCUUACGGCUACAGAUUGGACCAGCUAAAAAAUCUGCAAAGAUUGGUCUCAGAACGUUCGAGCGAACUUGUUGAUGUCUUAUACAAGGAUUUACGAAAGCCAAAAAUGGAAGCUUCUGGAGAGCUGGUUGGGGUGGAAGUGGAAAUAAACGAAGCCAUCCGAUGUCUGCAAACAUGGAUGACGCCAGAACAGCUACCCAACAACCUCUUGUUCCCCAACGACAAAGCCUACAUAAAGCCAGAUCCUUACGGCUUGGUUUUAAUUCUGGGUGCCUGGAACUAUCCAGUCGCCUUGACUCUCCAGCCACUCGUUGGAGCAAUAUCGGCCGGAAACUGCGCCAUCGUCAAGCCCUCAGAGAUAGCACCCUUCACUGCUGCCAAGAUUGCAGAGCUCGUUCCAAAAUAUUUGGAUCCUAAAUGUUUCAGAGUAAUCGAGGGCGAUGUGGAUGACACAAAAAAAUUGUUGAAACAACGCUUUGAUUACAUAUUUUGUACUUCUUCCACUCGUGUUGGAAAACACGUCAUGAUGGCUGCGGCUGAAAAUCUUACCGGAGUAACACUGGAAUUAGGAGGAAAAAGCCCUGUCUACGUUCAUGAUUCUGCUGAUUUGGAUCUCUCCUUGAAGCGAAUUUUGUGGGGGAAGUUGCUAAAUAUGGGUCAGACUUGCAUAGCACCCGAUUACAUCAUUUGUUCCAAAAAAGUGCAAGAUUACUUUGUCACCCAUGCGAAAACCAUUCUCGAAAAGUGGUAUGGACCAAGCAUGAAGGAAAGCAUGGACAUUUGCAGAAUAAUUAAUUCGUAUCACUUCGAUCGGCUCAAGAAAUUGUUGGUGGAAACAAGAGGAGGAAUUGUCCUUGGUGGAGAGUUCGACUCGAACGAUCUCUGGAUAUCUCCAACCUUUGUCGUUAACGUGGAAGACAACGAUGUAUUGAUGGAGGAUGAAAUAUUUGGCCCUAUUUUACCAUUUGUGAACGCCGAGACUCCGUUAGAAGCCUUAAACUAUUUAAAUGCCAAGACAGCUAAACCACUCGUAAUCUACCUAUUUUCACAAAACAAAUCCGUCAACAAACAAUUUCUUGAGCUUACAACCAGUGGAAGUCUCUCGAUCAAUGAAGUUAUCCUUCACUGUGGCUGGCACGGAUUGCCUUUCGGUGGCGUCCAGGAAAGUGGGAUGGGAAGUUAUCAUGGAAAGUACAGCUUUGACUGUUUUUCUCACCGGAAGAGUUGUCUCGCACGAGAUUUCUCCUUUGUGACAGAAAAACUCUCUGCGAUUCGAUACCCACCGUACAACCGGACGGAGCUCAAGAUUAAAUUUCUAUCGACCAUGCUGCGACGCCUGCACCUUUUCAAGCUCUCUUUUUCCUUCACACCAUCGCACCUCGUAAUUUUCCUUUUGGGUCUGCUCGUCAUGUUUGCCAGCACUACGUUGCUUGCUAAAUAUCAGAGUUAAUUAGAUUUCAUGACAAUUUGAUCAUUCCAUGCAGCCCAUUAUAAUAAUUAUGAAUAUGGAACUUCCAGCCCCUUUCUAGCAUUUCUGUAAUAAUUCAAUAAUGACAAUAAUAUUUUUGAGUUCAAAAAUAAGUUCAAAGGACCUUCGAAGACAAUAAAAUACGGACUUCUUGUAGUUACAAACAUA